Molecule: messenger RNA, 6332 nt
Organism: Brienomyrus brachyistius
Lineage: Eukaryota; Metazoa; Chordata; Actinopteri; Osteoglossiformes; Mormyridae
Product: AMP deaminase 2-like
Exons: 18
Coding region: 1259-3544 (761 amino acids)
Biological process (GO): IMP salvage; AMP metabolic process
Cellular component (GO): cytosol
Molecular function (GO): AMP deaminase activity
Source: RefSeq, a predicted model, not a curated record
UUGCAGAUCACUUCAACCUCAAAUGGUACAAUAACAUUUAAAACUUCACACAUAAAUACAAUAUAUUCAGUGAAAUAUAGAAAAAUAAAAAUUGGAAAUACCGACAUAAAAAUCCAAACUCUAAGCAAUAAAUACGAACUACAGGCAAUUUUAACUAUAAAAUACAACUAUCACCCGGGUGCAAAAAGCACCAGCAGUUAUAGUGCAGUAAGAGCACAGUAUGACAGAUUUGGAAUGAAAGCUUAUUGGUGUUGUGGAAUGACAUGUUGUCGUUAUUAUUGCCGUUGUUAUUAUUGUUGUCGUUAUUAUUGUUGUCGAUGUUGUUAUAAUUAUUGUUAUCGUUAUUAUUGUUGUUGUCGUCGUUGUUGUUAUUAUUAUUGUUAUCGUUAUUAUUGUCGUUGUGGUUAUUGCCGUUGUUAUUAUUGUUGUCGUUAUUAUUGUUGUCGAUGUUGUUAUAAUUAUUGUUAUCGUUAUUAUUGUUGUUGUCGUUGUUGUUGUUAUUAUUAUUGUUAUCGUUAUUAUUGUCGUUGUGGUUAUUGUUGUUAUUAUUAUUGUUAUCGUUAUUAUUGUUGUUGUUGUUAUUGUUGUUGUUGUUACUAUUGUUGUUAUCCUUGACCUGGGUUGGCUUGGUAAAAAUGUCCAGCUGUAUUAAUGGCUCUGGGUAAGAUUUUUCUUGCCGAAUUAGGGAGACUGGGCUCUGAGGCUCACCGUGAUGAUUUAUCUAUUUGGGGAGGUGACCCAGAGACUGAAACGUGAGCCUCCCCUGACAAACAAGGGCGCCGCAUCCCUGCAGACGUGUUUGCGGCACCACAUGAUGUCACGGCCACACGCACAUGCACAGAUGGCGUCUCCUAACCCCGCAGACUGGCCGUGUUGGUGGCGAGGGAGCUGUGUAUCUUUUUUGAGCUGAGGUGUUUUUCGGGGUGGAGCUGGAACCUUCUGAACUGAUUAGGGGCUGCAUCUGAUAGGAGCCCUAGUGGGUGUGCGCUGCUCCCUCUGCUCAAAAGGCUGUCUGUCCCACUUCCACCGCAGUCGUACAGAGACAAGUUCCCCUAAACGUGCUGCCAUCCCUGCAUGCAUCGUUUUUCCUGGGAAAGCCUGUACCUGCACCGGCAGCACACUGGAUCUCCACUGAAGCAGUAGCACCAGCUUUGCCCAUUUGCGUGGUAUCUCCACCUCCAAGGCCCUCCCGCCUCAGCGAUCCCUACCGGGGACCCCAGUUUCCCACAAGCACUUUCCCAUUGACUUGCGCACCUCCAUGGACGGCAAAUAUAAGGAACUGGCGCAGGAGCUGUUCACGCGGGACAGCGAGAUGCGCAGCGCCCCCUAUGAGUUCCCGGAGGAGUCUCCCAUUGAGCAGUUGGAGGAACGGCGCCACCGUCUGGAGAGGCAGAUCAGCCAAGAUAUCAAGCUGGAGCCUGAGAUCCUGCUGCGAGCCAAGCAGGACUUCAUGAAGAUCGACAGCGCUGCUGAUCUGGAGCUUCUGAACGAGCAGAAUGAAGUACACGUAGACCACGCUUCAAAGGAGAGGGAGGUGACCCUCGAACGGGAGUUUCAGCGCGUGUCCAUCUCUGGAGAAGAGAAAUGUGGGGUGCCCUUUACGGACCUGCUGGACGCAGCAAAGUGUGUGGUGAAGGCUCUGCUGAUCCGGCAGAAGCACAUGGCAGUGUCAAUGCAGGGCUUCUGCAGAACUACGUCGUGCUACCUGCAGGAGCUGGGUGAGAAACCGCCAGUGCUGCGCGUCUACGAGGACAUCCCGGAGACACCAGUGGCCGCAGAUGCCCCUGUGCAUCCCCCGGUUUCAGAAACUCAUCCCUAUGAAGGCCAAGACCCCAAAAACAUGCCAGCAGACAUAGGGUAUGGCCUCAGGAUGGUGGAUGGCGUGGUCCAUGUCUACACUAAGAGGAACACCCUUGAGAAGAGUACCGAGCUAGAUCUGCCCUACCCAGACUUACAGGAAUACAUCACCGACAUGAACAUGAUGAUGGCCCUUAUCAUCAAUGGCCCAGUGAAGUCCUUCUGCUACCGCCGGCUGCAGUAUCUGAGCUCCAAGUUUCAGAUGCACAUCCUGUUGAAUGAAAUGAAGGAACUGGCAGCUCAGAAGAAGGUUCCCCACCGUGACUUCUAUAACAUCCGCAAGGUGGACACGCAUAUUCACGCCUCCUCCUGCAUGAACCAGAAGCACCUCCUUCGCUUCAUCAAGCGGGCCAUGAAGAAGAAUCCUGAGGAGAUUGUGCACAUGGAGCAGGGCAAGGGCCAGACUCUCAUGGAGGUCUUCGAGAGCAUGAACCUCACGGCCUUCGACCUGAGCGUGGACACACUCGACAUGCAUGCUGACCGCAACACCUUCCACCGCUUCGACAAGUUCAAUGCGAAAUACAACCCCAUUGGCGAGUCCAUUCUACGGGAAAUCUUCAUUAAGACCGACAACUACAUUGAGGGGAAGUAUUUUGCACAUAUCAUCAAGGAAGUGAUGUCAGACCUGGAGGAGAGCAAAUACCAGAAUGCAGAGCUACGUCUGUCCAUAUAUGGACGCUCACGGGAUGAGUGGGACCGGUUGGCUUGCUGGGCUGUCCGUCAUGGCGUGUACUCUGACAACGUGCGCUGGCUGGUCCAGGUGCCUCGUCUCUUUGACGUCUACCACACUAAGAAGCAACUGGCCAACUUCCAGGAGAUGCUGGAAAACAUCUUCUUGCCCCUGUUUGAGGCCACCAUCAACCCCCUGAGCCACCCAGAGCUGCAUCUUUUCCUCCAGCAUGUGGUGGGCUUUGAUAGCGUGGAUGAUGAGUCCAAGCCGGAGAACCACAUUUUCAACCUGGACAGCCCCCUUCCAGUCGACUGGACGGAGGAGGACAACCCCCCCUACUCCUACUACCUCUACUACAUGUUCGCCAACAUGACCGUGCUCAACCACCUGCGAAGGAAGCGUGGCUUCCGUACCUUCGUGCUGCGGCCGCACUGCGGAGAGGCGGGGCCUAUUCAUCACCUGGUGUCGGGAUUCAUGCUUUCCGAGAACAUCUCGCAUGGCCUCCUGCUGAGAAAGGCCCCGGUGCUGCAGUACCUGUACUACCUGGCCCAGGUGGGCAUCGCCAUGUCGCCCCUCAGCAACAACAGCCUCUUCCUCAGCUACCACCGCAACCCCCUCCCCGAGUACUUGUCCCGUGGCCUCAUGGUCUCCCUGUCCACCGACGACCCGCUGCAGUUUCACUUCACCAAGGAGCCGCUGAUGGAGGAGUACAGCAUCGCCACCCAGGUGUGGAAGCUGAGCUCCUGCGACAUGUGCGAGCUGGCCAGGAACAGUGUGCUGAUGAGCGGCUUCUCCCACAAGGCGAAGAGCUAUUGGCUGGGCCCUGGCUACUUGAAGGAAGGCCCUGAGGGCAACGACAUCCGGCGCACCAACGUGCCCGACAUCCGCGUGGCAUUCCGCUUCGAGACGCUGUGUGAGGAGCUGCAGCUCAUCACCCAGGCUGUCCGUACUGCAGAGCUGGAGCCCAUCCCGGAAGAGGACAGCCUGUCCAUGGCCCCACUCCCAGGGGGACGAUAGGCAGCCUCACUCUUUCCUCUCCCUCCCCCUCAAACCAAAACUGACUCAGAUAAACAGGGAAGGCUGCCACCUCCUGGGCAUGAAGAGUACUGCAUGCUCACAGCUCAACCUAUAUUUUGACACCAACUAAGCAACCAGUGUCAGACACAGACUGGGCCUGUCUUCCAGCAAGGGUGGCUGGCGUUAGCGAUUAUUAUGCCAGUGCUGUGUGUGUGUGUGUGUGUGGGGGGGGGGGGGUGUGAUCUGUCUCUGUCAGCUGCUGUCUCACUACCUCCUCUUUCUUCCUCACUGUGAAACUGUGUCGGCAAGUUAAUAAGUGACAGCAGCUUCUAACACUCGGUGUUAGAAACCUUGAAAGAUGCAUGAAGGUAUGGGGUCAAAUCCCACUCCCCUCCCCCACCGUGCUGCUCUAGAUGUCGCACUUGUGUUUUUUGCACCUGCUCGCCUCGCCCCCGUGGCCCCCACAGGCCGCACGUAUCCAUGUGACACAUAAUAGGUCGUUCAGAUAAGAUCUGGGAGUUUUGGGGGAGGAGGGGGGGCACAUCCCUGGGAGGAGGAACCAAUCCGGAUCCACAUUCCAAGACAUAACAGGGUAGAAACUCACCCAUUUUGUGUAAAUGUUGGGAUUAGUACCCCCGAGUGUUUUUUAAUGACAUAUCUCUUCUCCAUGUCCCCAGUUCUGAGCGGUGCAGGUUUCCCCGUAAGCUUGCUGUCCGCCCACCAAAUGGGCGGCCGUGCUCCGGGUUUGCUUUGGGCCCGGUUUGCCCUCCAUCUCCCGCAUCUUUACCGCUGUUUGCUGUGGCCUCUUGUCUGUAUUUGUUGUUUAAUUUAAUGUCAUUUGUUCUGACAAACAUUCCACGGGUUUCUCCUCAGAAGUCUCACAACAACUGCUGACACUGUUAGGCGACAGUUAUCUUGAGCUGUAGGGUGUUGCUAGCACAGUCUACCCUGCAUAGGUUACCUUAUGGUACUAAUAUGUUGACCAACGUUUUUUUUCCCCAAAGUUGUUGGCUUGAUGGAAGAAGGACCCAUUUUUGAAGACGAGAGUAAUGUGAUUCCCCUGCGACUGUUGUCCACUCCGCCCUGACUUUGGGUCAGGUUCGUCACCUCUGCAUGUAGUCCUGCCCUCUGAGGCAGAUCCUGCAUUAGCUGCACGGUGUUUUACAGAACUAUAGAAGUAUGUUUACGACGCACAGUUAAAUCUGCUGCGAGGGGCCAUGUGAGAGAGCUGCCCAGGGGCGAGAAGCUGCCAGCUCCUCCGGUGUCCUGCGGCAACAUCGACACUGGCCAGCUCACAGAGAGGCAUCGUCCUGCUGAGGGACAUUGAUUAUUCCUCACAUCCACAUUUUUUAAAAUGUAUUUUAUUGGCCUGCCAUCAUACAUGCUGCGUAUCCCGGGCAGAGAGCCAUGCUUGUGAGAGAUUUCACAGCGCGUGUGAGAUCAUUUACAUGCUCAUCUUUCAUGCUGUACUCUGUGAGGUCAUUUGUUGUAAGUCAUUCACAUGAAGGGCAUUUACUGUGAGCUCAUUUGUUGUGAAGGAAUUUUGAGUAGGGACAUUUACAGUGAGACAAUUCUGAGCGAAGGACAUUUACUGUGGAGUCACCUGUUAUGAAGUAAGUCACAGUAAGGGAAUUCUCUAUGAUGGGCAUUUACUGUAGGGUCAUUUGCUGUGAAAACAUUCACAUUUGCCUUGGUAUCAUACAUGCACUGUGAGGUCAUUUACCACAAAUCUGUUGGUUAAGAUGCGUACACAGAUCUUCAGUGUGGCUCCUUCAGUUCCAUAAACCACAGAAUUUAUUUUUUUAAAAGCUAUGGAGAGAUAUACUUUAUAAUAUUAAUAUAUCUAUGGAACCAAUAGUUUUUUUCUGGGAUGAUUCUGUCGUCAAGGUGCAUCUUAUCAUUGUAUGUUUCCGGGCUCCCAUUGCAACUGUCAUGAUUUUAAUUCCAUUUUUAUUUUCUCACUGUCACUCCUGAACGUUGGUGAUGAUAUUUUGAUAUGCACUUCAGAGCAGGACAGAUUUACAUGUUUAAAUCUGUGUAUCAGGUUCUUUGUGUCGCUGGAGUGGAAGCCUGAGCUGUUCAUCCUUUGCAGUGUGCAGGAAUGCAAGGUUAUGAUUUCAUACUGACACACGCAGGCUGAAAGACCAAGCUACGCCUGAAAGUGUGUGGACACUAGUGAGACCAUAUUUGCACACCUGCUUCCUCUGUUUUUGUACCUGGUUGCCCAAACACAGGUCAUUUUUCACACAAACCGUUCACACCAGCACCAUUUUAUGGCCGUUCAACUUCGCCCCAUUUCCUUGUCUACGUGUAAAUGGCAUACGAUCACGUUUCUCUGAAUAGAUGAGGAAGAAAACAAAGCACAGCUGAGAUAUAUAAACCCACAACCUUAUUGCAGGCCGUAUGUAGACAAGGCGCUUGAUGCUUUUGUUACCAGUUCACACUGCUACAGCCCCUGUUCUCACAAUAGACGGGUGACUGCAGCAUCCUUGAGUCUCUCAGCCUGCAAGGGUUUCUGGGUAACGGACGUCAGAGUCUUCCGUCCCCCAUUUGGUGGCAAAGAUGGACUCCGAGAUCCACGCACCAGUACCUGGUACUUAUUUUGGUACUUCUUUCAUCUUUCUUUACGGUUUCCAUUUUAGUCAUCUGCGAUUCUGAUGUAGUUCUGUUUAUUGCUUUUCCUCUGGCGUCCUGAUGCAGUCGCUGUCUCCAGUGACACACAGACUGACGUGCAUGAGCACAGGUGUAAUGUUUAAUAUAUUAAACAAAUAAAGCAUGUUUAGUCCGC